CUCUCCUCUCUACUCAACUCCUCUCUCCCGGCGGCGGCAAGAGCAGUAGGGCGAGCCCCCCGCCACCGGCAGAGCGGCUAGGACUGUGGCUUGGCCCUGGCGUCGUCAGAUCCCCGUGCCCCUGCUCUCCCCCUUCCCGGAUCCGCUUCUUCCCGGCCUCCAACCACGUCGGGUCGUUUAGCGGCAAGUCGUGGGGGUGGGGGCGGCGGAGAGAAGAGGACCUUCUAGCUCCGGUGUUAUAUACAUAAAUAAGCACAUAUAGACUUCGGAGAUCAAUAGGUGAUACGAUCGAUCUGACUCGUGAUGAGCCUGAAUGAACAAGAUGUGCAACCGGAUGGCAGUGCAAAGCCUGUUGCCAUCAAGUCGCCUGCCUCUGAUAGCGAUCAGAAACCGAGCAACCCCCGCGUAUCAAACUGCAGCACUGAUAAAGAUUAUGGCCUUUCUCUUUGCCGAGUGUGUCAUUGCGCGGAACCUGAUCUGAGAGGCGAGUCUGCUCUGGGUUUCUUAGGCAUCGUGCCACCUUAUCCAGAGACCUCCUGUGCAAGGACUGACAAGGACUCGAGUAAUGAUGCCACCAAAACUUCCACCAGCAAGGGUGGCUCUGACGCUCCUUCAUUUCUCGAGUUUAUAAGCCCCGAGGGGGAGAUAUUUGUAUGCGCCACUGAUGUGGAAUCAGGCCCUAUGCAUCGACAAGAUGCUGUUGUGAAUCUAGGAUGCUCUUGCAAGAACGAGCUUGCUCUCGCGCAUUAUGCGUGUGCACUCAAGUGGUUCAUCAGCCAUGGAUCCACUGUAUGCGAGAUAUGUGGAAGUGUUGCUUCAAAUGUAAGGCCUCAAGAUUUCAAUAAGGUCCUUGCGUCCGUAAAAGAUUAUGAAGCUCUAAGGGAAAGGACAUCUACAGGGGAACUUUCUUAUUUGCAAUAUAUGCCAGAUGCAUCUGUUGAUCCAGUUGCCCUUGCAGCAAUUCGGAGACAGAGGCUCUGUGAAAUAUCAUCAUGGUUUAAUCCUCACAAUUCGCAUGCGGCUGUCUAUCAGGGGCAAACUGUACAAUCACCAGUUAGCCCAGGUAACAAUUCUGUAGAGCAUAGCGUCGUGGCACCAAGGCCAGCACGUGUAAGCUUGAACUUGGAGGGUACUGGAGUUUAUGUCGCUCUUGCCCUAGGUUUUGUUGUUCUUGCAUGGUUAAUUGCUCCACGUGUUGGCAAGAAAGCUGCUGCAAUCUGUCUUCAUAUGCUUCUUGGAGGUUUAUGUUCACUGACUAUAAUAAUCUCGCUGAGAUUUGUUUUCCCUAGAAUCCAGUUUGGAUCAUUGCGUCGUUGGGCAAUCUUGUUCGUGGCCUGGUUCCUCAUCUUUGGAGUUUGGGCUUCACGAACUCACAACAUACGCGCCUCGUGAUCAUGGAGUAUUGGGUCCUCGCUCAGUCAAUGUGAGAAACUAGGAUUGCGCGAUAAGGGUACCCAUCCAGGGCAGUGUUAGACAAGCGUGCAGCCCUUCUUACAUGCUGAGGAGGAGCAGGAGAUGCAAGCACGGAGCAUCGCACACGUCCCAUGGCAGACACAGCUACAUAUCCCGAGCUUGUAAGUAAGGUAGAAGAACAGCAGGACUGCAUGUGUAUAUGUAUAGGAAACUGUGAGAUCAGUAUGGAGAUUUGUCGAGUCGAAUCCUGAAGCAGACACGUGUAUGUGUAUGUAUAUGUAUGUACCUAGAUAGAGGAGGAAGAGUAUGGCAGCCAUCUUUGCUAGGUUUGCUACGCAGAAGUUUUCGACGUAGCAUAUGAUGUCCCAUGUUGAACCGCAGGCUGAGCUGUGUGUGUCAAGUGUAAGAAUUUGCAGUUAGCAAACAACAACAACAACAAAAAGACUUGAAUGAGGGAUAGAUAGGUAGAUAGAUAGAUAGGUACCUGCAAGUUUUGCCAGAAAGGAAGUCUAGUGGUUUGGCAAGGAUGUCAGCGAUGGCUUUGGUGAAUCCUGACGCCACAGAGUCGAUGAUGUUCCCCAUUCCUCCCUCUCAACCCUAGUUGUUACUAUGCAAAUGUAUGUUCUGAGUGAGUUGCAAUCUGAAGACGAAAAUUGGAGUUAAAUGA
Messenger RNA from Brachypodium distachyon (stiff brome), 2080 nucleotides. RefSeq lists its product as uncharacterized. Lineage: Eukaryota; Viridiplantae; Streptophyta; Magnoliopsida; Poales; Poaceae. The record is from RefSeq and is a predicted model, not a curated record. The transcript has 5 exons. Bases 304 to 1392 code for a protein of 362 amino acids. Gene Ontology annotation, molecular function: zinc ion binding.